AUGGAGACUGAUUACAAAGCAACAUAUCCCGAACGUUAUAUCGACGGGCCUUUAAUCCUCGACAGAGAUUCACCAGACGACUAUGAUAAAAAGGAGUUAGUUCGGUGGAUAAAUAGUCAACUCAUGGAUAACAAGACUAUGACAGAUGACUAUAAAUAUAUUCCAAUUAAAGAAGAUGGGAAUGAUUUUUUCUAUGCCCUUUCUGAUGGUGUGAUUAUUCGACAAAUUAUAUUAAAAUAUUACCCGACUUAUAAAAUGGAUGUUAAAUUUGGGCAGAGUGGACUGAUCAUGAAAAAUUCUAAUAUUACAAACGUCCUUCGUAUUACUCAAAUCAUUUUAAACAAAAACACAAUCGGCGCACAAAAUUUGUCCAAACCGGAGAAGUCCUCAGCUUCUCUUGUUCUUGGUUUUGUGUGGGGGCUUCUCGACAAAUUCCAAGAGAAGAAAAUUAAAGACUUGAUGAGUGGUAAUGAGGGACUAACUGUUAAUGACUUUUUAAUUAAUUGGGUCAACGAAGCUCUUGAGAAAGAAGGCGUCUCAAAGAGAAUUAAUAACUUUGCAGACGACGUGACGGACUGUGUCGCGUACGCUCAUUUACUCCACAACUGCGAUAAGAGAUGUACAUUGGACGCGUUAAACACGUCCGACCCUUUAGAACGCGCGGAGCGCGUUCUUCAGGCUGCGGACAUCCUCGGAGCGCGAGCGUUUGUCGAUGCGCGACAAAUCGUCGACGGCGACGGGAUCCGUAAUUUCCGGUUUGUCAACAACUUAUAUGGUGUUGUCAAUCGACUUAAAAUGGAAGAGGAGGAGCGCCAGAAGAAGUUGUUAGCGGAGCAAAUGGCGCAACUUGCGAAAGAUGAAGAACAGCGGAAACGGGAUGCCGCUGAGCAGGCACUUCGCGACAAGGAGGAAGCGGACAAACAAGCUGAGCGGGACCGACUUGCGAAGAUCAAAGAACUUGCGCGAAAGAAGGAGGAAUUACAAGACAAAGCGAAGGAGAAGCGAGCGGAAGAGAUCAGUAAAGCGAUAGAUGAGGAACACAAGACUUUAGAUGCACAAGCGGAUGAAUUAGAAGAUAAGAAGUUAAUGUUAGAGCAAAUGAAUCAAUUGAUUUUAGAGUCCAAAGUCCAAGAUGCCCGGCAAGCGCGAGAAGAUGAGGCGAAAUUGAAUCAAGCGAAGAUUGAAGCGAAAAAGACGGAGAUUCAACAAAACGAAGAGACUGAGGAGAGUGCAAAACAACUUGCGAUCAUGCAAAAAUUGAUAGAAGAGAAAGAAAAAGAGAUGCGGGUGAUUGAAUCUUUAGCUCAUUUGGAUAACGAAGGAGUUAAAAAUCUCACUAAUGACGUCAAAGAAGAGAACGUCAAAUUAAAAGACGACUUGAGACAAACCCAAAGCGUGUUAUCGGAGAGUCGGACUGAAUUGGCUGCUGCGCAAUUGGAGACGCAGAAAAAGCAAGAGGAGGUGGAUACGGUGAAAAAGAACAUGGACGCCGAGACGAAACGAAUGUUAGCGGAGAAAGAGAUGCGCGAGGCGCGCAUCAAUCGCGAGAAACAGAAUGCGGAAACGCUCCAGUUGAAAAUCACGGAGAUGGAGAAGAUGACGGACACCUUAAUUAACGACAUCAAUCAGCAAAAGGUCGAGACGAUCACGAAGACGGACACCCUCACUGAUUUGCAAGACCAGAACAAAAACACUUUGAAACAAGAGAAGAAGGCGAUGGCGGAGUUUGAGUCGCAAUUGGAGAAGAUCAAAAUGUUACAAAAGAAGCACAAGAGUAAUCAGAAAGAAACGGAAGAGACAAAGCGAGAGAUAAUGAAGACAAAGAACCAACAAAAAGUGGUGAAUACGGAGAAGAUGAUGGUAGUAGCGGAGCGAGAAGACUUAGAAACACAGUCCGAGUCGAAAUUAACAAAACAAGAGGAAUUAGCGCAACGCGUUGAGUCUCUCGAUGCCAAAGUCUUUGAUCAAGAGAAUGAAUUACAAAAUUUAGAAGAGAAGAAUGAGCAAGACGACGAAGACAGGAAGUUCAAAUUGGAGUUGGAGAACCAAAAGAAGUUACAAGACAUCGAACGACAAAAGAAAGCGGCGGACGACGAGAAGAAACGCUUAGAGAAAGAGCGCAAGAAAGCAAAACGGGAAGAAAAAGAGGCGAAAGCAAAGAUAGAAGAACUCAAAGAGAAACAAAAGGAGCGCGCAAAAGAGAAAGAAGCACUCGAACUGGAACGGAAGGACUUUGAGGAACGGUCGAAAAUAAUCGAAGAGCGCGGGAAGAAGGAUAAAGAGAGUCAAGCGGAGUUUGAGAGUCGAAUGGCUUUAUUAACACAAGAGAAAGAGCGUAUUCUAUCAAAGCAGAAAGACAUCGAAAGUGCCGAGAAGGAAGAUAAAAAGAAGAUGGAUCGACUCCGUCGAAAGCGCGAGGAAGCAAAGAGGAUGCGUGAAGAUGGGUUAACGGUAGCUGACCCGACAAUGGCCGACGUCGAGAAGGAACUUUCCGAGAAAGAAAAACGCGCAAAACGACGAGAAGAACGCGAGAAGGAACGACUGAAAAAGGCGGGACGAGACUCCGAUAAAGGCGAAGAAAGCAAAGAAAUAACUCCAUCAGAAAGUAGUGACAAAAGCGAAGAGAAAAGUACGAAUUCGGCAUUGUCGUCAUACGAAGAAAGAAGGAGGAAAAGAGAAGAAGAAAGAAAGGCUAAAGAGGAAGAACGAAAAGCAAAAACCUCAGCUUUGACUAAACCUAAAGACAAAAAGGAAGAACCACAGAAAGAAGAGAAAAAAGAACCAGUCGAUAGAGCAGCAGCUAUUGAGGAACGUAGAAAAAAGAGAGAGGAAGAGAGAAAGGCUCGUCUCGCCUCUGCUAAGUGA
Molecule: messenger RNA, 2865 nt
Organism: Entamoeba invadens IP1
Lineage: Eukaryota; Evosea; Mastigamoebida; Endamoebidae
Exons: 1
Coding region: 1-2865 (954 amino acids)
Biological process (GO): actin filament bundle assembly; actin filament network formation
Cellular component (GO): cytoplasm; actin filament; actin filament bundle
Molecular function (GO): actin filament binding
Source: RefSeq, a predicted model, not a curated record